Molecule: messenger RNA, 1988 nt
Organism: Mya arenaria
Lineage: Eukaryota; Metazoa; Mollusca; Bivalvia; Myida; Myidae
Product: interferon-induced protein 44-like
Exons: 7
Coding region: 286-1725 (479 amino acids)
Source: RefSeq, a predicted model, not a curated record
AAAUUUGUUUACAUACGUCGACCCGGUCUCUGGUCAUACACAUGGUACGUGUGAGUGAAAACAUACUCGCGGGCCCAAGUACUUGAGCUGUAUAAAACAACUAGCAUGCUAACCAAUAUUUAGAUCGGUAUAACCUAACCAAGCUAUUUAUAGCAAUUUUAGAAAAUCCCGGCGCACAUUACUUUCGAUAUUGCAACCUGGAAGGAUUCAUUAAAUCGACAUUUUAUUUGGUUAAUGGGACCGGCAAAGUAAAACGCAAAUACCACACUGCAGUAUAUCGCAACAAUGGCGGGUGAAAUGGAUGGAAAGUUGACGGAGGCGAAAAUGGAUGUUUUGGAGAUUAUGAUCGGGUCUGGUCCGAAGACGUUCACGUUGAUCUACAGCAUCACGCGCGACGGCUGCAAUACGACGACGUUCCACCAGAAGUGUGACAACCAGGGACCUACCAUCACCGUCUUGUACAACCCGCAGGGUUCCGUCUACGGGGGAUAUGCAGGCUUGUAUUGGAAUAGUAACGGAGCGUUUAUCAAUGACCCGAAAGCAUUCUUGUUUCAAUUGAAGGCUUCAGGAAAAAAAGUGGAAAGGAGAUUCAAUAUAAAAGAUUUCGGCAAUGCGUACUACGGGGACGGUUCGUAUGGGCCAACAUUUGGAGAGGGACAUGAUUUGUACACGUUCAACGGCACGAUAAAUCCAUCGAACGGCGUGUUUGCUCUGAAUGGCAGUUCGAACUUUGGCUACACUUACGACAUUCAUGGAUUGCAAGCAGCUGAUAUCACGAACGGGAACAUGAAUGUCACGGAACUAGAAGUGUACAAAAUUACAGAAGGCGCAAGACGACUUGUUCUUCCGAAUCCAUGGCGAAAAUCUCCCGAAUGGAACAAAAACUUCCUCCAAGAGCUUUCACAGGAAGUUGAGUCCCUGAAACCGCCAGACGACCUAAAGAUUCAAGAAUUUCGAAUUCUGCUGCUUGGCCCCGUGGGAUCUGGGAAGUCCAGCUUCUGUAACACUGUGACUUCGGUCUUCCGGGGGAGAAUCACGCAAACAGCCAAUUGCGGGAAGGCGGCGCACAGCAUUACUUCUGUGUACAAGCCGUUCAUUGUGCGUACAAAAAAGGGUGGGCGUCUGCACUUCCGGUUGUGUGAUAGCCCGGGGAUGGAGGAGAGCCAGGGACUCGAGGCUGUGGAGACCAACUUCUUGUUGGACGGACACGUGCCGGAAAUGUAUGAGUUCAACCCAGCAACCCCUAUCUCCAUGAGCGACCCCGGUUUUAUCGUAAAGCCGGGCCUCAGCCAGCGUGUCCAUUGUGUGGUGUACGUGCUGGACGCUACUACAGUGGAGGACAUAUCGGCCAACAUGAAAGACAAACUCAGUAGGCUCAGGAAGCUCGGAAACCAGAAAGAAAUUCCCCAAGCUGUUCUGUUGACCAAGAUCGACCUUGUUGAUACGGAAGUGGCGGGAAAUCCCGGGAGCGUGUUUACGAGCGGAAACGUAGAGAACAAGGUGCGCGCUGCUUCGGAACUCUUCGGUCUACCAAGAAACCACGUGCUCCCGGUCAAGAACUACGAGGAUGAGAUGUUGCUGGAAGAUGGCGUCAACAUUCUGGCGCUGCUGGCCCUCCGCCAGGUGUUGUACUUCGCCGAGGACUUCCUGGAGUCGUGUCACAUUUCAGAAGAGGGCCGGGAGACGAUAGUGAGCGAUACCGAGAACGCCUCAGAGGCUUUCUGAUUAAAACCAAAUAUCACGUGUGCUGCCUGAUGAGUUGCCCACAUUUUAUCCACCAUUCAAUUGAUAAACAAUUAAGCCUGAACGAUCAAAAAUAUUUGCACAUUUCUUGACAUUUGUAUGCCAGUAAAACGAUACUGAAAUAUACCAUAGUGUUGAGUCAUACAUUUUAACCUAAAUUCGGAAGCCUCGAACAUAUUUCUGCACACCGAAGUAUAUGAGCUCGUGUGAUAAUGAAGUGUAUUCAAUUCAUGUUCCGAAAUAAA